Messenger RNA from Australozyma saopauloensis, 1500 nucleotides. RefSeq lists its product as uncharacterized. Gene Ontology annotation, cellular component: mitochondrion. Bases 1 to 1500 code for a protein of 499 amino acids. Lineage: Eukaryota; Fungi; Ascomycota; Pichiomycetes; Serinales; Metschnikowiaceae. Gene Ontology annotation, molecular function: L-serine O-acetyltransferase activity; homoserine O-acetyltransferase activity. The transcript has a single exon. Gene Ontology annotation, biological process: L-homoserine metabolic process. The record is from RefSeq and is a predicted model, not a curated record.
AUGCUCAUAAUGCGCUCAAUGUCAGUAAUGAAAUCAGCAUGGAAACUGGCUUACCGUCAUUCCAGUAUAGCCUUGAGGUACAAAGCCACAGCGGUUCCCAGAAGUUCAAACCCACAACUAUCAUUCCCAUGUUUGGACAAAUUGGAACAGAAAAACAAGACGCUAGCAUCCGCCAUGAGUGAACAGCUGACUUUCUGUGCACCAUCUGUCAACUCGCUAGAAGGAGGGCCGGAACCUUCAUACUCGAGAGUUGUCACUGGUUUUGAAGUCUUCAAGUCUGACAGGCCCACAUUCAUGGACAAUGGUGGAUAUCUACCCUCUUUUGAAAUUGCUUACGAAUCAUGGGGUACCUUGAAUGCUGCCAAGGAUAAUAUGAUUUUACUUCACACUGGUCUCUCGGCAUCCUCGCAUGCUAGGUCUCAGCCAAAGAACACUAAAAGCGGAUGGUGGGAGAACUUCAUCGGACCCGGUCAAUACAUAGAUACAGAUAAGUAUUUUGUGGUUUGCACGAAUGUUUUGGGUGGCUGUUAUGGAUCUACAGGCCCUUCAUCUCGUGAUCCUGCUACGGAUGACUAUUAUGGGACUCGGUUCCCGAUCAUGACCAUCAAUGAUAUGGUGAGAGCUCAGAGAGAAUUAGUAAGGGAAGUUUUUGGGGUGAAAAAGCUUCAUGCUUCGGUUGGAGCUUCAAUGGGUGGCAUGCAAUCACUUGCGUAUGCCUGGGAAUUUCCUGAAGAAGUUGAACAUGUCAUUAGCAUUAGUGGAUGCGCAAGAUCGCAUCCGUACUCUAUUGCUCUCAGACACACACAGAGACAAGUCUUAAUGAGUGAUCCCAACUGGAACCGAGGAUUUUAUUACGAUGGAAUUCCUCCUCACGUAGGUAUGAAGCUCGCAAGAGAGAUUGCCACAGUGACUUAUCGAUCAGGUCCAGAGUGGGAGUCUCGAUUUGGAAGAAACAGAGCCGAUGACUCAAGGCCCGUCGCAUUCUGUCCUGAUUUCUUGGUGGAAACUUAUCUAGAUCACGCUGGAGAGAAGUUCUGCCUUGAAUACGAUGCAAAUUCGCUCCUAUACGUCCUGAAAGCCAUGGAUAUUUUUGAUCUUGGCUUGAAGAAUCGGGAGAAAGCGUUUGAGGUCAGGUCCAAAAACGAAGAGCAAUUUUUCAACGAAGUUUCAGAAACUCUGCAAGAAACACUACCCAAGGAGCCAUAUCAAGAAAAGAUUAAAAAAGCCACUGAAACUCCAGAGGAAUCCUGGAAGGAUCUCCAAAAUGGUAUGAAAAAGAUUGCAAACAAGAAGGUUUUGGUAAUUGGUGUGGAGUCGGACAUUUUGUUUCCAGUGUGGCAGCAAAGAGAGAUAGCAGACGUGCUUCGAUCAGUCAGCUCACAGCAAGAAAACAUCCAAUAUUUGGAGUUAGGCACGAAUGUCAGUAACUUUGGCCACGACACAUUUUUGUUAAGUGUGGAUCAUUUUGGCCCUCGUGUAAAGAGCUUCUUGUCAAAUUGA